GAGUUCAGCCACCACACGGGAUGGUUUCCACUGCUCGGCACGUCGUACUGAAUUAGGAUUCGUGAAGAUAUCCCAAAAACGGAAAUUUAACGAAAAUACCACAACGGGCCAUCUUUCAUAAUGGUCGACUUAUAGGGCUGAGGAAAUCUUAUAUAAUGUAUAUUUCCCAUUGAUUCCUUAGUAUAGCAUUCUUGUAUACAUUCAUUCAUUCAUCUGUUGGUUAAUCAAUCUUCACUCCAUUCAUUUCAAAAUACAAGUACCAGGAACAGCUGCGCUGUCUACCAUUCUCUCAUUGCCAUUCAUUAUCAGUUCAAUCCAAUCCAAUCAAAAUGCAUUCCCCAUCCAUCCUCCUAUCUCUAGCCCUCACAACCCUAGCCUCCGCCUCCACCUUAUCCUCUCCCCACUACCCUCGCGCAAACUCUAGCACCUCUAGCACCUCUAGCACCUCUUCCGCCUGCGUUCCCGCCGGCGCAAUCCACAUGAUUGUUGCACGCGCCUCUACCGAAGCCCCUGGCGAGGGAAUCAUCGGCUCCGUAGCCACCAUGGUUAAAGCCUCUCUUCCUGGCUCCGACUCCGAAGCCGUGGAGUAUCCAGCCACACUCACGCAGUACCAAGCCUCCGAAGCUUCGGGCGUAGCCGCCAUGCAGAAAUUGGUACAGGCGUAUGCGGAAAAGUGUCCGGGGAGUAAGAUGGCGGUGAUGGGAUAUUCGCAGGGUGCGCAAGUUGCUGCGGAUGUCAUGUGUGGGACUUCUGAAACGGGGUUUGCUGGGAAUACUCAGGCCUUGUCGGCGAACAUCAGUAGUAAUGUCGUAGCAAUGGUUCUAAUGGGCGAUCCAUCCCACGUCCCAGCCGAAACAUUCAACGCCGGAACUGCCAAGAACAAUGGACUUUUUGCCCGUCAAAACAUUGCCGCCUGUCCCACCGAGAAAACCGUCUCUUAUUGUGACAAUCAAGAUGAAUUCUGCGACUCAGGCAACUCCCUCCAAGUCCACCUUUCCUACGUCACCACCUACGGAACCGCAGCCGCGAAAUUCAUCACCGACAAAAUGGCCGGAGAAACCAGCUCUUCCGCCUCGACAAACGGAACCGCAAAUGCAAUUACGGCUUCCGCUGCGAAAAGUGCGCAGAGUCUUGCGCGCGCUGCCACGAUGGGUACGAAUGGUGUUGCAAAGAUGGGCGCUUCUUGGGGCAUGCUAGCUACCUUUUUGGGGCUGGGAGUCUUGAUUUAAAAUCUGAUUUCUAUUUCUAUUUCUAUUUCUAUUUCUAUUUCGCAUUUUGUAUCUUUCCUUUCUUUGGCUAUAUUUUCUAAUAGACCUAAUACCCCAUCAUUUUAUCGGGUACCGGGACAGAAAAUCGGCAUAGGCGUAGGCAUAGGGGCGCUGAAACGAAAGGGUUAAUCGAUAUCCAUUUCUUUUUAUUCCACGCUUUCCAAUUCGAAGAUUCGUCAGAUUGUACUGGACACCAAAAGAUCACUUGGUCAUAGGGGGCAAUUUGACAUGGUUAGAAAUUAUUUCAUACUACCAAAUUAGUAGUAGUGUCAGGGAGUUUUCGAUCCUUACACAAUGUGAAAUGAGUUUUUUUUUUCCUUGUA
This is a messenger RNA of Botrytis cinerea B05.10, 1591 nucleotides long. RefSeq lists its product as hypothetical. The transcript is spliced from 3 exons. The record is from RefSeq and is a predicted model, not a curated record. Gene Ontology annotation, molecular function: hydrolase activity. Lineage: Eukaryota; Fungi; Ascomycota; Leotiomycetes; Helotiales; Sclerotiniaceae. The coding region runs from base 330 to 1229 and encodes 299 amino acids.